AUGUAAAUAGAUAGUCGUCAGUGUUUAGCUGCUCUAUUCGUCUUGAUUAAUUUUUCAAUUAUCAAAGACGUUGUUGCAGGCACAAUUUUAUAAGGGACCACUCCUAUUUACAAUACGAUAGCAAAUAAUAACUAAAAAGCAGAUUAUACAUUUUAAAUUAUACCUUAAUCUUCGAUUCCUGCUGGUGGUUAAGUUGUUAUAACCUUCCCAUAUCAAUAUGCUCCUGGAUUAGGGAUACAAGCAGUAACAAGUACAACUUGCAACAUGCGAUGUGAUGUUUAUGAUUAAAAAGUAUUUUUCUACUUUGACACAUAAGAUAUCCUUAGCAACAUAUAGCUUAAUUUGACCAUCUAUCAAGUUUUAAAUCCUUUGAAUGCUGGAGGUACAGGUAAUUUCUAUGUUGAAACAAUGAGGGGCUAAAACUAUUAUGACUCAAACUUAAUGUUUGGAUCACUUGGUGUUGCUGGUAGUAUUGCAUAGUUAGCUUCAACUACUAUAGCAGUCGACUCUUCAGGAACUACUUCAGCAGGUCAACCUUCAAAAUAUAAUUUUGCCUUUAAAACUGCAACGUUCAUACCUUAAAAUUCAUACAUAGAAUUAUGGAUACCCAAUUCAGGAUUUUCUAUUUCCAAAAACCCUUCAUGCUCAACUUACCCUAUUAAUGGUGUUUAGAUUUAAGGUUAAAUAUAAUGUACGCUGGAACCUGGAACUACAAUAAUCUAAGUUUCAGGUUUUUCACAGGACAUAAAUAUUGGAAGUGAUGUAGGGCUAAGUGUAACAAUGACAAAUCCAACUAUAUCAAUAUUUACAGGAAAUUUUAGAAUUGUUGUUUAUAGAGCAAACACUAAAGUAGUACUUGCUUGGAGUAAUUAUUUAAAAGGUCUACAAAUUACGCCAGGUUAGAUGCAAUAUAUAAAUUUUCAACCUGUUUAAAGUUUGGUUGUUUAAGCAGAACAAAAAAUAAUUGAUUACACUCUGACAUUCCUUCCUAAAAAUCCAUUACUAAGUGGUUCCAUAAUUUAGAUAAGUUUGCCUUCUGAUGGCUCUAUUAAAUUAUUUGAUAACAAUUCUGAUUUUACUUCGAGUUACUAGCUUUUAUAUGGCUUGAGUGAUAUCAGCUCAGAUAAUGAAUUAGAUGAUACUGAUGUAACAAAUAACUAUAUAAGAUUCAAGAAUUUUGCACCUUAAACAUCACCUUCAGAGAUAUCUAUUUUUAUGAGACUAAUUUUGCCAGGACUUCCUGGUAAUUCAAACUCAAUCGUUGUUACAACUUACACAAGUAGUUAGAUGACUACUAUCAUCGAUUAAGACUCUACUUCUGCUUUCAUCACUGUAUAACCAUACAAUUCAUACAAUGGAGCUAUAUUAGUUCAAAACUAAGCUAACAAUAAAUAUCAAGCAAAUACUCUAGCGUCUGCUACCAUUAACUUUACUCCUCCUUCCCCUAUCCCAGCUGGAAGUGUUUAUAGGCUUAUUUUUCCCAGCUAAUUUUCUCUUUCUUCUGUUUCAGCUUCUAAAUGUUAAGUAAAUGCGAUAAAUUCAAAUAUUUGCAAACGUAAAGAUCAAGUUGUCACAAUGUAUUCUUCUACUGCUCCUGGCUCAUCAAUUACAAAUGGUGUUUAAGGAACUUUAUCAUUUACUGGCUUUAUCACUACUCCGAUAUAUUAAGGCGCAUACUUAGUCGAUUUAACUAUCUAUGAUAGCACUCAAACUAACGUUUUAUUCACUUUCAGCAUUUUAUUAAUAAUAACACCCUAGCCUUUAACUUCUGUUAAUCAAUACGUUUAUAUGAACUAUCUUAAUUAUGCACCAGCUGCUGCUACUGACUAUAUAAGAAGAGGUAUUUUAGAGGUUUCUCUAACAACAGUAUCAUUAACAAUCCCUUAAGGAAUGCCAUCAAAUCUUUCAACUGACCCAUAAGGAUUUAUUGAUGUUUUAUUCAUUUCAAAUUAUGACUAAACUCUUGGCAGUAAUGUUUAAUUUGGCAAGGAAUUUUAUUGCAAGGCUCUGGAUGGACUAUUUAGCUUGCAGGAAUACAAUAUUAAAUGUUAUUUAAUAAAGACAACAUAUGCUGAUCCCACUACUUCAUCAGCUCCUGCGACGUAUACUGCAAUCAGAAUGAAGUAUUUUUAGUCUAUUGCUCCGAAUUCCUACAUAAGAUUCCAUAUUCCAAAUAUUCUUAAUCCUCUAUAAUCUCCAGCAUAAAUAAAAGUACUGCUAAAAUAACUAUCUAACAGAAGAGAGUAAAUUUUAAAUACAUCUGGAAAUAUCAAUGUAAAUUAUGCUUCUUAUCCUUAAGGUGCUGUGACUAACUUAUAGAACGAUAACUAUAUCCUUUUUAAUCCUAAAACAAUAUUAGAUACAACCUCAUUUAAUAUAUAUUAUCUUCAAUAAAGUUUUGAUAUUAAAAUUGCGUUAAGUGCCACAGUGCCUUCAUAUAAUCUUGGAGAUUUCAUAAUACUAAUUCUUCCAUCAUUCGAUACAGGAUUUAUCCCUAAUGAUGAUAGUAUAUCUAUAGGCAUAUUAGAAGGAAGUACAUAUUAUACUCAACAAACUAUUUUAUAUCAUUCAAUAAAUUGGAUUUUAAUUCAAAUUACUAGUGUAAAUCCUUCUACAAAUUAACUAUAAUCUACGAACAACUUGUACAUCUAUAUAAGAAACCUUGUUUAUCCAAGAUAUGCACAAAUAUUUGGUACUAUAAUCUAAAUUCCAGUUUAUAUGAAUCCAGCAACCUAGUCAAAUAUCUAAGCUAUAUCACGUAAUUCAAAUUCACUGCCAGUUGUAAAUGAUUUCACAGAUGUUUAAAUACAAGUACCUUUUAAGGCUGCUUUUCAACCAGGUUCAAGAUUUGAGUUUUACAUAAUUCCUUAAAAUGAUUUGCUUGAUGGUUUUUCUGUUCAAAUUACGUUUGAUAGUUAAUUUAAUUUGUAAAUGAGUUUCCCCAGUCCUUCAUUUUCAGCUCCUCAGCUAAAUCCUCUAACUUCUUAAGGUUUAAUAUACAAAGUGCAAAAUAAUGUUUUUACUAUAUCUAAUAUCUAAUCUCAUCCUGCUGGAUCUCCUUUCAGAAUAGUAGUGGAUGGAGUUAAAAACCCAGCUUCAAUUAGCUAAACAACUACAGGAUGGUCUGUUAUUGCAUAUUAUUAAAACUAAAAUAACUUUAUUAAUCAAAGAAAUGCAUUUAGCGGUUAUGUAACAGGAACAGCUUUUCAGUCAGGAUUUGUUAUAUUUUAAGGAAUUAAUGCUUUUCCAAGUAAUUCAUAUUUAUUUGCUACUUACACUAUAGCCUUCACUCCUUCAUCCUCUUUUAAAGCAUAUGCUACUAUUUAAAUUACCUUCCCAAUAAGCAGUUUUUAGAAUUUGCCAAUAAACCCAAUUUGCUAAGUUUCAGGCGGACUUUAGACUUUUAAAAGCUGCUCAAUAUCAGGCAACACAUUCAUUCUAGUUACAGAAACUGAUUAUAAUUCAGAUACCAUAAAUUUUACUGUUUAGAAUAUUUAAAACCCGUCUCCAGGUUAGACUGAUGGAUUUAUUGUUUAAAUUUAUUAUGAUGGUGUGCUUUUAUAAGAUACAGAUACAACCACACUUAAUUUAAGAACUUUAUAAAUUACUAAUCGUGCAACUCCUAUUUAAGUUCAACAAAUGUCCUUUUCUCCUAUUAAUGAAGCACAAAACGGAUAGUAUACUUUUAUUUUAAUUCCUACUAAUAGUCUAACUUCAAACUCCUUAAUAUACAUUAAAUUCCCAUAAUAAUAUGAUAAUCUCCUAGGCUAAAAUAUAAGCUGCUAAUCCUAAGGUGGGUUAACUUCUGAAAUAGGCUGUUCAGUCAGCCUAGGCGUUAUAACAAUAAAUGGAAUAACAUCAUAUACUCCUAGUUUUGAUAAUCCAAUUGUUCUUGUUAUUUCUGGAAUAAUGAACCCAAAUGAGCUUUAAGACAGAAACGGUGGAUCAUUUUAAAUUGGAAUAUACGCUUUGUUUACUAAUUACUUUGUUGACUUUAAUGGAAAUGCUGGAAAUUUAAGGACAACAGCAGCACCUUCAUGGCUAUAGCUAUAAAAUAUGUACCCAAGCAACUAUUACAUUAGAAGAUCCUCUACUUAUUACAUGCAAUUUAUCAUAGACCCAUCAUAUCCUCUACCCAGUGCUAACUCACUUGGUCAAAUCCUAAUUGAGUACCCUAGUUAAUAUGAUGUACCGAAUUGGCAAGUUUUAAGUUGCACAUCCACAAAUGUGAUUAUGAAUAAUAUUAAUUGCUCUGUCAAUAACAAUAUAGUAACUGUUACAGGAAAUUAAGUAAAGCUUAGUGGACUAACAGAUCUAUAUAUUAAUAAUUUCCUAAAUCCAACCAACCCAGGAUCAACAAACCCAAUUAUCAUCAAAGCUUUUGAUGGUUUUAACAAUAAUAUCAUUUCAUAGACAUUCUUUAACAUAGAUCCUUCUUUCUUCACUUUUAAAAUUCCUGGACCUUAUAUAAGUGUAAAUGCUAAUUAGACAAUAAUAGUAGAAAGAGGUACAUAAACCAAAGAUCUUUAAGUCAGUCUUAUUUAUCCAUGCGCUCUUAAUUUAACUCUUAUUCCCUAAGUUUCUUAAUAAGGAAUAACAGUUAUACCUUCUCAAUUACCCUUACUUUUAGGAAAUUUAACAUCUACUUUCAGAGUUUCAGUAGAUCAGGGACUAAAUGGAGGUAAUUAUUACAUCUACUGGUCUAUUUAAGGAGAAUAAAAUCCUCCUCUCUAUACUCCUAUGUAAAAGACUUAAGUUCAAGUAACAGCAAAUAAAAAUAUUAGAAUAAAUGUAGGAACUUUGCAAGAAGUACCUUUAGGAGGUUGGUCUUUGCCAACUGUAAUUUCUACCGACUAUGCUCCUAAUCUUUCUUUAGAAAUUUUAAUUCUAUUCAAGCAAAACUACCAAGGUGUAACUAUUUCUUAAAAGAGUUUACUGUUAUCAUAAGGAGUUAAUUCUGUAUCAUUUUACUUGAAUUGCACAACUGACACUACUGUCUAAAGUGGUACUUUAUAACUUUCUUUGGACGGUAUUAACUCAGAUGUUUACACAUUAAGUCAAACAAGUUUAAAUUUUGUUAUUAUUGGAUAAGACACAAGUCCGCCUCAAAUAACAGACUUUUCCAAUACAACUACAACAUAGACUACUGCUACUAUAACAAUAGGUACUUCAGAAGUAACCUAAGCUUUUUUGAUGAUAGCUUUAUAAGGAACAGAUGCUCCUUCAAUAAAUGACCUUUUGAUUUAGAAAAAGCCUAAAUGGAAAUCAACAAGAACUAUGUAUGGAAACGUUAUUAUAGGUAAUACCAAUUAGGCUACUUACACAUUUACAGGCUUAUAAGCACAAGUAUAUUAUACCUGCUUUGCUUAUGCUGUAGAUAGAGGUGGUUAAUGGAGUGGAUUAAAAUAAUUUGAUUUCUAAACUUCAAGCAGGUAUGUUGCUGCAGACUUUGCCUUAACAUUUAAUUAAGCUUACUUAAAUUCUGCAGAAAAGAGAAAUAUUAUUAAUGGAGUUGCUUUUGUACUUAGUUUGAUGUAGGCAUAAGUAAUAGAAAGAAAAUAUGUUUUUACAUCAAGUUAAAGCUCAACAUAAACUUCCUCAAGAAUUCUAUAGGAUUAAGAUACGUUUAUAAAAGAGAGAAUAUUGCAGACUUAACAGACUUCGAUUCACUUAUAAAUUAUAUCUAAUCCUUUUACAGAAAAUUUCCCUUCUCCCUACAGUCUUGUCGGAUAUUUGAUUUAAAAUUAAUUAAAUAAUCUAGCGAAUAUCUUAACUAAUCUCAAUACUAGUGCAACAAUUCCUUAUUCUAAUUUUUCAGUUUAUGUUCCUACUUUUUUAAUUACACCAACUGAAAUAGACACAGCAACAAAUAAGGUUACAAUUUCUGUGGAGCUUGAUAAUUAUGGCUUUGUUUAUGCUAUGGCUACUAAGACUUAAGAGGAUAAAGGUAAACCAAAUGGCUAAUAAAUUUAAUGGGGUUAUAACUCUACAAACGGAAUUGUGCCAAGCUGGAAGAUAGAAAUAUCAUAACCAUAUACAAAAUAUAAUAUUACUAUUCCUAGCAUGAUUCCGAACACUGAAUAUAAUGUUUAUAUUAUUGGAGGUAGUGUUUAACCUGGUUAUCCUGAUUUAAUGGAUAAUUCUUAGAUUUAACUGAUAUCAGCCCAGACUCUAUUUAUUCCAAGCUUACCCAUCUUGGAUUUAUCACAAAUGAUACUCAAAUUUGCUAUUCCUUAAUUCAUAUUCGUACUUCUAUAUGUUUUAUGA
Tetrahymena thermophila SB210 is the source of this 6267-nucleotide messenger RNA. RefSeq names its product histone deacetylase family protein. The record is from RefSeq and is a predicted model, not a curated record. The transcript is spliced from 18 exons. Lineage: Eukaryota; Ciliophora; Oligohymenophorea; Hymenostomatida; Tetrahymenidae.